AUGAGUGACCAACAGAAUACUCAACAUAACUCCCCUGCUCAGUUUGCUGAGGCCGCGGGUGCCAGUGACGGCGCUUCCUCGAACCAAUCUUACACAAUCGAUACGCCGCCUGUCGCAAAUACUUCUAUGGAUACGGAAAUGUCAGUAGACAGUUCAGCUACCGAGACUCCCGCUCAAUCCUCGACUUCUACCCCUAUGACCCCUAUGAUCCCUGGCCUUGGUUUUGUCAGUGGUCCCAAUGAUCAGUCCGCCGAACAAUCGGCACAGCCCGCUAUGUCGACCACCGUCCAGCAAGAGCCCCAAACACAUGCCGCUGAGGAAAAGGUUGGCGAGCCUUCAGUCGAAUUGGAGGAGACCAACGAGCCCACAGUCACGAAAGUGGAGGAUACCAACGUGUUCCCGGUGAAGGUUGAGGAGACCAACGAUUCCAUGGCUAAGCAGGAAUCAGCGGAGGAAAUCCACGGUGAGGCAAUGGAGGUUGAUCAGAAGCCCGAGUCUAGCAUCACCGAGAAUGCAAAUGCAAUCGCAGAAGGCCAGUCGGAAAAUGCGCAAGCAGAGGAAGAGGAAGAACACCCUGAAUGGGAGGUAGACUCUUCCCCAUACGAAUCGUCCUCGGAUAGUUCAUCCUCCGAUUCUGAUGACAGCGACGACGAAGACUACCCAAUCCUCACUGCCGAAGAACAGGCUCGGAUUCUGAUGAUGGCCGAAGGUGGCUCUGACGAUGAAGGUGAUGGCAAGGGCAAAUCUGGUGGCUAUAUUCGUUCAACAAACGAGGUUGCUGAAGACGUUUUGCCUGUUCCGGAUGUGGAGAUCACCCCCGAGAUGACAAUCGUCUAUCUUGGAAAGGUUCAAGCGGCUAUUGACAAUGCCGUCCUCGUCGAGGCCAACACCUCUGGAGAAUACCAAGUCCUUGAAUCGGGUUCCCUGCUCUGUUCCGAGGACCGCAAGGUCAUGGGUGUUGUAUCAGAGACCUUGGGCAGAGUUGAGCACCCCCUGUACACUGUGAUGUUCUCAACUGCAGCAGAAGUGCAAGAAAAGGGCUUGGUGAGGGACAUGCCCAUCUACUACGUCCAGGCGCACUCUACUUUCGUGUUCACCCAACCGCUUAAGGGCAUGAAGGGCAGUGAUGCAUCGAACUUCCACGAUGAGGAGGUCGCUGAUGAGGAGAUGGAAUUCUCUGACGAUGAGGCGGAGGCCGAUUACAAGCGGCAGUUGAAGCAAAAGCGACAGGAGAGAAAGGAAGCCAGAGAUGGUGGAAAGCCAAAGAGAGGACCCCCAGGACCUUCGAAGCUCGGCCAGACAGAGCUCAGUUACGACGAGGGUGGCGAAGAAGGGUACACGCCUCUUGCGCGCCCCAAAAAUCUACAUGAAAUGAUGGGCUCCCACGAAGCGCCCGUUGAGAGUGGAUCUGGUCCCCGUGGCGGCGCCCGUGGUCGUGGCCGAGCCACUGACCGCGGCGGACGAGGAGGUCGUGGUGGACGAGGUGGUGGCAGAGGCGGAUCCAGGGAACAAGACCAGGAUCGUCGGCCCUACCCACAGGGUGGCAGUUCCUCUUAUGGCCAGAGUCAGCCUGCACCGGUUGUCCAGCACCAGCAGCCCCCCUACGGCCAACCCGCAUACCCGCAACAGCAUCAAGCGUACCCACAGCAGCAGCAGCAGCAGCAGCAGCCCGCCUACCCCCAACAGCAAACUACCUACGGCAUGCCCCAGGGUUAUGCUCAGUACCAGCAAUUUGCCCAACAAUACGCACAACAAUAUGCGCCUCAGCAGCAAGCGCAGGCGCCUCAAGGUGCACCCCCCGCACAAUUUCCCUUCCAAUUCCCCUUCGCGCAAGCUUUUCCUCAGCCAAACCCGUUCCAGCCUGGAAUUCCUGCGCAGGCACAUAUCAAUCCUCUAUUCUUAGCCGCCUUGCAGCAGCAACAGCAGCAGCAGCAGCAGCUGCAACAGCAAUAUCAGCAACCCCAGCAGCCCCAACAACCCCAAGCUCCCGCUCAAGGUCAACAGCAGAAUCCAGCUAUGAAUUUCGACCAAGUCAAGGCCCAGUUGGAUAUGUUGCGGAACUUGAGCAACGGCCACCAAGGACCUCCUCCUUCUUAA
This is a messenger RNA of Penicillium verhagenii, 2097 nucleotides long. RefSeq names its product RNA-binding snoRNP assembly protein NAF1. The record is from RefSeq and is a predicted model, not a curated record. Gene Ontology annotation, biological process: box H/ACA snoRNP assembly; pseudouridine synthesis; ribosome biogenesis. The coding region runs from base 1 to 2097 and encodes 698 amino acids. Gene Ontology annotation, cellular component: sno(s)RNA-containing ribonucleoprotein complex. Gene Ontology annotation, molecular function: RNA binding. The transcript has a single exon. Lineage: Eukaryota; Fungi; Ascomycota; Eurotiomycetes; Eurotiales; Aspergillaceae.